This is a messenger RNA of Bombyx mandarina (wild silkworm), 2773 nucleotides long. It is a transcript of the gene otu, whose product is annotated as ovarian tumor protein. NCBI's taxonomy places the organism in Eukaryota, Metazoa, Arthropoda, Insecta, Lepidoptera, Bombycidae. Gene Ontology annotation, molecular function: K63-linked deubiquitinase activity; cysteine-type deubiquitinase activity. Gene Ontology annotation, biological process: protein deubiquitination. The record is from RefSeq and is a predicted model, not a curated record.
UUUUGCUUCCCGCCCGCCGGCUUGACGGUUUGCUUUUGGCACGUGCAAUUUAUUAGUUUUACAAAAAAAGAAAACUUUCAAUUUCCAAAACAGUUGAAUACUGAUGGUGGCAGUGGGAUAAAUUGUUCCGAUUAACCGUGCGUGAUGUCGUCUCCAAUUCGUUGUCGCGGCUCAUGGAAAAUACAAAAACGAGCGUCUGAUCCAGACAGAUGGCUUGACGAGAUGGGCUUCUUUCGUAAACACACCGCUAGGGACUCGAGUUGCCUUUUCAGAGCGGUGUCUGAGAGCGUGUAUAACAGCCAGCGAUACUUUCACAAGGUUCGACUGGAAUGCGUGCGUUUCAUGGCUGCUAAUAGACACCUCAUCGAAGGGUCGUUGAAUUGCCCAUUUGAGACUUAUUUGAAAGAGAUGUCGAACCCGUCGGAGUCUGGAGGUCUCAUUGAGAUCUCGGCCAUGAGCCACUUGUAUAGACGCGACUUUGUAAUAUUUGAGGCUAAUAAAGGUCCACAAAUAAAAAUAACUAAUGGCUACAAUAAAACAAUUUAUUUGUAUUACUCAAUUGAAAUGAAACAUUUUGAUGUGAUUUAUACCAAAGAUUUCAUUAACAAUUCUUCAUUUUGUCAAUCAUUAGUAUAUGAAAUUCUAUAUAGUGGUGUAUACCAGCUGCAAGAUCUAGCUUAUGCAGUCGACAAAAUGCUCCAUGACAAAACCCCGAUGAACCACAUUGAGUAUUUCAUGUCGGAGAAUGUAGAACGCAGACGUAAGCAAAAAGAGAGGGCUAAAAUUUAUAUUGAAGCCGAUGUCGAUGAGAAAGAUAAUAACAACAACACUCUCUCAUUAAAAUGCAAGCAUCAUACAAAGGAUGCAGAACAAGCAGGUUUAUUAAAGGAUUCACUAAGCAUAUUUGUUUUUAAUCGAAGUCUCAUACAGUUGGAGAAUGUUUGCCUAAACUGUUUGAACAUAAAUAGUGCUAAAGAUCUCUUUGACAAUGGAAUAACACCCUUUCCUUACAAAGUUGCCAAGGCAUUAGAUCCUGAUAUCUAUAGGAAUAUUGAGUUUGAUGUUUGGAGCGAGAUGAGAAGAGAGUUACGUUAUGGUCCUAGAUAUUCUGAUGGAACAACUCUACAAGUUGGAGUUAAGUGCUUAUGUAAAUUGGAAUCCGAACAGCCUGUUCCCUUCCACUGUCACAUCCAAGAAAUGAGACCUGAUGGUGGCCCGUGCCUUGUCUUCAUUGAAGAAUUGGGGGAAAAGAGACUAGUAAAUUAUGAGCAACUAGAGCCCCUGCCUUUGGAGCAAGUUAGACCAUGGGCUCCUCCAUACAGAUAUUGCCGGGCCAACUCUCAAUUGAUGAACAUAAGCCAAAUGUUGCAGCAAAUAGGCAACAUGAAACGAAAAAAUGGCAUCGGUAAGCCAAGGAAGUCUAAAGAUGAUGUCAAAAGCCCUGAUAAAGGUUCCAAAUCUCCCAAAAUCUGGACUGUGACAGAGGAAACGGACAUUACUGAAUAUCUGAAAACAAGCCAUACUCCAUAUAUGGAUUAUUACAGUGUUCAACCUAUACCUGUCGAAGUACAAGCAUAUCCGCUAAUGGUGGACUGCAGGCCGGGAGCGGGCGCUCCGCCUCACGAGCUCCCGCACCCUGCUCCGAACGGUGCUCCUCCUGACAAUCACCACAACCAGCAACAACAGCCACCGCAGCAACCACAGCAACAGGCAGGGGGCAGCGGGGACAUGGGAACUCACAACGUCAGCUCUCCGGCCAUCAGGGUGUCCACACCUGCUACCAAUACUACUGCUCUUGCUACUUAUGCGGGCGGCAUGGGCACGGGCGGGUACGGCAUGUGCGCGCCCUACAUGUGCGGCGUGAAGCCCGUCAUGUGGUCCCCAGCGCCCCCCGCCGCCGCCGCGCCCCUUGCGCCCCCCGGACCUCUCGCCCCCCUGGCGCCUCCGCCGCCGCCCCUCAAUCCGCACGUCUACAAGAGCGUGCAGCCCAAUGGAUCUGAUUUGCCUAUGAACGAUAUCCCGACGUUGCGUUACUACUACAACCUGGGCGUGGAGUGCAUGUGGGCCGCCUACGGGCCGCCGCCCCCGCCGCCGCCGCGACACUACUCGCCGCGAGACCUCGCCCACGAUAUGCAGCAAAUGUCGAUGCACGACCGGGGAAUGAACCACAACGCUGACCAGAACCACAAGCACAAGGGCGGCCAGGGCAACGACAAGCCCCCCAUGAACAACCAGGGCAAGGGAAACGGACAGAGACCACUGCUCGGCCCGAGAUUCAAGCGCGGCGGUAACAAUCACGAUGGUAAUCAGAACUCGAACCAUCAGAACAAGGGCCACAACAACAAUAUGGGCAAGGGACCCAACAAUCGGCGCAAUUCUCAAGCCGAAGUCCGCGGUCCGACCUACAGCGAGGAGUGCGGCUCGCCCCUCCCCUACUCCGCGCUGCCCCUCCCGUACCCCGCCCCGGCUCUCUACCCGCUGCACUACUACCCCGUCGAACAUGAUCCCGCCAUGAUGGGAAUGAUGGGAGUCGGCUACAUGGGCUACGAGGAGACGGUGGAGUACUCCGGGAUGCCGUACUACCAGCCGCCCUACCCGCACCCGCCGCCGCCCCCCCACAUGGAGCACAAGUAGGCCCCCCCUACUAGCUGCUCCACAUCAACAGCCACUGUCUGGUGAAGAAUAAAGUGCUGUUAGUUUUUUUUAAAGAAGUUACAACACUGUCCAGUGUGCUUAGUGCAAGUUUUUUAACGUUCUCGAUAGCGUUAAAGUU